This is a messenger RNA of Condylura cristata (star-nosed mole), 706 nucleotides long. It is a transcript of the gene TMEM179B, whose product is annotated as transmembrane protein 179B. The transcript has 5 exons. Lineage: Eukaryota; Metazoa; Chordata; Mammalia; Eulipotyphla; Talpidae. The coding region runs from base 31 to 690 and encodes 219 amino acids. The record is from RefSeq and is a predicted model, not a curated record.
UGCGCGGCGCUUCCUGGGGGCGAGGGCGCCAUGGCGCUGCCCUGGCUGCAGCGCUUCGAACUCGCGCUCUUCGCUGCCGCUUUCCUGUGCGGGGCCGUGGCGGCCGCGGCGCUGACCCGGACCCAGGGUUCCUUCAGGGGCAGCUGUCCCCUCUAUGGUGUGGCCACCAAGAACGGCUCCUCCUUGGCCUUGUCCCAGCCUUCGGCCCCAUCCCUCUGCUACUUUGUGGCUGGGGCCUCUGGUCUUCUGGCCCUCUACUGUCUCCUGCUUCUGUUCUUCUGGGUGUACAGCAGCUGCAUCGAGGAUUCCCACAGAGGCCCAAUAGGGCUCCGAAUUGCAUUGGCCAUCUCAGCUGUAGCCAUCUUCCUGGUCUUAGUGUCUGCCUGUAUCCUUCGGUUUGGCACCACUUCUCUCUGCAAAUCCAUCAUUUCCUUGAACUCUACAACUAGCUGCCCUGAAGCCCAGAAAAUUUCUUGGACACCCCCUGGAACCGCUUUGCAGUUUUACUCCAACCUACACAAUGCGGAAACUUCUUCUUGGGUGAAUCUGGUAUUGUGGUGUGUAGUCUUGGUGCUCCAGGUUGUGCAGUGGAAAUCGGAAAGCACACCCUACCUGCCUCUGCAGAGGGGGGACCCUGUGUGGAGCUCUGAGACAGACACUCUCGUUGGGCCACGGCUCUCCCAUUCCUGAGGACUAACUGGAGUGC